AGAGAGAGACACACACACACACACACACAGAGAGACACACAGAGAUACAGACAGCGAGAGAGAGAGAGACACACACACAGAGACACACACACAGAGAGAGAGAGAGAGAGAUGACUCUAAUGGACAUGUAAACACACGGUGGCUCUGAUGAAUAACGUUAACAUUAACACACAGGACCGGAGUCCAGACUUUGUUCUCAUGCGUUUGGUGUCUGCAGCUGAGUACGAUGACCUGGAACCGGACGGUGAGGACGUGCUGAACCCGGAGAAGAGCAGCAGCUUAACCCCAGGUGGAGGAGGCAAAGAGGAGCCCAACUACAGCGCAGACAGACAGACAUGUCAGUGGAUCCCUGUACUUAGGCUCAGUAACGGUGAGGAACCUCAGGAAGGACUCUGUCACAGACACACACACAUAAAGGACCUCUCUAUAGGAGACAAACCGGGCCACAUCACUCCCAAUGACUCUCUUAGACCCGGGACUGGGACCUCCACCUUGGAUCCUGUCCUGAACCUGGCUCGGCAGCCGGGGGAGAUCGGACCGAGCUCGGACACCACGCAAAAGGACGAAGGAGAUGUGUCUGUGUGCUCCUGUCAGCCCAGAGAGGACCCGAGUGAGACCAGCGAUGCCCUGUUGGUGUUGGAGGGUUUGGGUACGAACACAGUAGGACACAAGGAGGCGAAAGAUCAGGCGAGUUUUGCUCAGACUCUAAGCGACUCCACGUCUCUGAGUGGUCUGAUGCGCCAGUUGACCUCUGACCCUUGCUGUCAGGAUGCCGCCACACCCAGUGCUCCUUCGAGUCGCCCACCUACACCGAAACACGUGGGCACGGCUCUGCAGCUCUCCGCCUGUGGCAGCAGGGCGAGCGAGAGAGGGAAGUCCAGGAAAGGGUCGCUGAAGGUGUGUUUGAGUAAACUGUUCCGCACUAAAAGCACGGGCAGCACCGACGGAGGUCACAUGACCAACAAGAGGCCAUCCCUCGCUUCAUCUACUUCAUCUGGAGGAAGCCUCGUGGAUGUGUUCGGCCAGAGUCUCGACACCACCAGGUCUCAGAUGGUCAGUCCUCACAGUGCCUCCUUUUCUCCUGUUCCCUUCACUGGUGAGACUGUGUCUCUUGUAGACGUGGACUUUUCUCGAAGGAGUGUCAACUCUCUUCAUCCCCCCACUCCUCCUCCUCCACCAAGGAGAAGUCUCAGCUUGCUCGAUGACUUCGCAGUGCCCCAGCCUGGACGGUUUCUCUCCUCAGCCCAGUCACUACAGCCUACACACACACACUCACACACACACAUCCACCACAGCCUGAGUCUGAAUGAUACGACUCUCCGAAGUGUUCCGCCCCGGCCACGCCCCAUCCAGAACAACCCUCUCAGUGGGCAGCUGCAGCGGCGGUCCCUGUUGUGUCCUCUGACCAGCAGCUUCGCCACAAGCCUCCGAGAGCUGGAGAAGUGUGGGUGGUACUGGGGACCGAUGAACUGGGAGGAUGCAGAAAUGAAGCUUAAGGGAAAGGCAGACGGCUCGUUCCUGGUGCGAGACAGCUCAGACCCAAGAUACAUCCUCAGCCUGAGCUUCAGAUCGCAGGGCGUCACACACCACACCCGUAUGGAGCACUACAGAGGGACAUUCAGUCUUUGGUGUCACCCUAAAUUUGAGGAUCGUUGUCACUCAGUGGUGGAGUUUAUUGAGCGAGCCAUCAUGCACUCUAAAAAUGGACGAUUCCUGUACUUCCUGCGCUCACGAGUUCCAGGUCUUCCCCCCACCCCGGUGCAGCUCCUGUACCCAGUGUCACGGUUCAGCAGUGUGAAGUCUCUGCAGCACCUCUGUCGCUUCUGCAUCAGACAACUCGUCCGCAUAGACCAUAUACAGGAGCUCCCACUGCCCACACCGGUCAUCGGGUAUCUACGGAAAUUCUAUUUCUAUGAUCCAGAAGAGGAGAAGAAUCUGUCAAUCAGAGAAUCAGGGCGGGACACCAGCACACAGGAGACGGACUCUCAGACGUAGCAGGACCAGAAAAUGGAUAGAGUCUUUAUUUUUAUUUGGAAUAAACACACAGCCUGCUGAGACCAAACCUGGUGGAGAUGAACGACAGAUAGACUACUUUUUUCUUUGUAUACACUGAAGGACCUAAUCACUGCUCCUGGAGGUGUUGUGAUUGUAGUGGAGUUUCUCACAAUGAUCCUCCCACCAGGAGGGAAGGGGAAGUGGAAACCUGCAGCUGAUACAGGAUCAGAUGUUAAUGUGAAGAUGUUCUGAUGCACUGAUGAGCGUUCACAUCCUGACAUGUGGGACUGUGACAAACUGGACUUAUUACUGCUCACAUACCAGGUUCUACUCAUACUUGUGUUCUUUCAUGGUCAGUAUAAGGGUAAGGUGUGUGUGUGUGUGUGUACAUAGUGUGUGUGUGUGUGUGUGUACAUAGUGUGUGUAUGAUAUACAUGCAGAAGAUCUCUUCUGUCCAUCUCUGACUGUUCAGACUGGAGCUACAGGUGGUUCUGUGUAACAGGACUGUGUUCUUGUAAACUCACCACAAACACACAGCUUGGAAAUAAACAAUGGGCUGAUGAUUAAAAGUCUCAUUGGGGUUUUAGUCCAA
Molecule: messenger RNA, 2587 nt
Organism: Tachysurus fulvidraco (yellow catfish)
Lineage: Eukaryota; Metazoa; Chordata; Actinopteri; Siluriformes; Bagridae
Product: suppressor of cytokine signaling 7-like
Exons: 10
Coding region: 148-1995 (615 amino acids)
Biological process (GO): phosphatidylinositol phosphate biosynthetic process; intracellular signal transduction
Cellular component (GO): phosphatidylinositol 3-kinase complex
Molecular function (GO): 1-phosphatidylinositol-3-kinase regulator activity
Source: RefSeq, a predicted model, not a curated record